AUGUCAAAUAUUACUGAAAAGAAGGUGUUACCACCUUUUUCACAAUUGAUGGAAAUGGUUCCUCAUAACGAAGCUGUAAAUGAUAAUACAUCCGAAUUGACAUCACAGUUACCUCGAGCUUCCAAUUUGACUCAAUUUUCAUUAAAUCAAUUCGCUUCAUCUCAUCCUCCCAAACCAAAUCUUUCUCCAUUCCAUUCCCAAUCCAACGGAUUUUCCCCUAGAACUGUUUACCACCCAAAUCCAACUUUUAAAGCUGUGAAUCAACAUCUUAAACCUUCCCAUGGCCAUUCAAAAAGCUUACCUACAGAUCCUUUUAAAAAUAAUGGAUAUCCAGUGCAGACCUUGCAGGGGAAUUCAAAUCCAUUCCUUAGACCAGACAACAGUUACAUGGGUCCCCACCCUUCAAGUUAUCAAUUUCCUCCCCCCAAGCAGACUCAAAAUGGAACCAUUCCUAACCCAGAAAAUGUUAGGCAGCUCACAUCCAAUAAUCAAUGGGAUCCACGAAAUACUAUCACUACUAUGUCCAGAAUGGUUCCAACUUUUAAGGAAAUUGUAGAUGGUUUGGGAGCUGUACAAACGGUUUUCAACUAUAUUCAAGUUAACAAUGUUCCCCAUCCUUCCAGCACUGGUCAGAUCUUAGUCGAUGGAAGAAAGUAUGAAACAGCAUUUGUCAAAGAUCAAAUCCUAUCAAUACCUCUAGAAGCCAUGAAUAAUUUGGAAUUUUUUUUGAAUUUGAAUUCAAAAUUUAUCAGACAACUAAGAAAUGAUCAAGCCUAUUUGUUGAGAGAAAGCACUAUUAGCAGUCAAAACCUUGCCAUACAUUUGAGAUCCAGAUCUUUCCCUCAAGCUUACAACCAAUAUCCACCAAUUCCUAAUUUUUACUAUCCAGUUCAACUGAUGAGGUCAUUUAAUGAAGAAUCAAAGAACUCUUCAAUCUCGGGGUCUCUCAGUGUGGCAUCUUCGCCUGGUAAACGAUCCAAGUCUUCAAGUAGAUCUCCAGAUCGGAAUGGAUCUUCUAGGAAGAAAAGGAAAGCCACCAAGUUAGAUAAAAAAUUGGAUUCUCCUAUUGAAUGUAAACACUGUGGAUCUGAAAAUACCCCCGAAUGGAGACGAGGUCCUGAAGGUGAGAAGACUGUGUGUAAUGCAUGUGGUAUAUUUUAUUCGAAGUUGAUCAAGAAAUACGAAACACCUGCCGAAGCUGCAAGGAUCAUGUCUGAAAGAAAACAGGCAGGUUUAGCCAUGGACAGACAUGUUUAA
This is a messenger RNA of Yamadazyma jaroonii, 1257 nucleotides long. Lineage: Eukaryota; Fungi; Ascomycota; Pichiomycetes; Serinales; Debaryomycetaceae. The record is from the annotation of a GenBank genome assembly.